AUGACGUUCUUCGCUGAUCUCGCUGCAGCUGAUACCAUAGUGAAGGUCCCUCAGAUGGCAGAAUCGAUCACCGAGGGUACAUUGAAGCAAUUUUCGAAGCAGGUGGGCGAUUACGUUGAGCGGGACGAAGAAAUCGCUACAAUUGAGACAGACAAGAUCGACGUGUCGGUCAAUGCUCCUGAGUCGGGGACUAUUAAGGAGCUCCUCGUGAACGAAGAAGACACUGUGACGGUUGGCCAGGAUUUGGUCAAACUCGAAUUAGGUGGCGCUCCUGGGCCAAAAGAGGAGACAGCUACUGAAAAGCCGAAGGAGCCCGCAGAUGUCGAGAAGCAGCCUCCUGCAGAGUCCAACAAGCCACAGCCAUCAGAGACCCCCAAAGCUCCAUCGCCUCCGCCUGAACAGCCUCCUACUUCCAAGCCUCAGCCUCCUGCUCCUAAGUCAGAGACUACUUCUGACGUUAAACCGAGCUUCGAAGGUCGUGAGGAACGUAGGGUGAAAAUGAAUAGAAUGAGGCUGAGAAUAGCCGAGCGCCUGAAGCAGUCCCAGAAUACCGCUGCCUCGCUCACUACCUUCAACGAGGUUGACAUGUCAUCCCUCAUGGAAUUUCGGAAACUCUACAAAGACGAUGUACUGAAGAAAACGGGUGUCAAGCUUGGCUUCAUGAGCGCUUUUUCUCGUGCCUGUGUCCUAGCUAUGAAAGAUGUGCCCGCCGUUAACGCAUCGAUCGAAGGCCCCAGUGGUGGUGAUACCAUUGUUUACCGCGACUACGUUGACAUCAGCGUGGCCGUUGCUACUGAGAAGGGCCUUGUGACACCCGUCGUCCGUAACGCUGAAGGCAUGGAUCUCGUCGGAAUUGAAAAGGCCAUAGCAGACCUUGGCAAGAAGGCACGGGACAACAAGUUGACAAUCGAGGAUAUGGCUGGUGGCACUUUCACCAUUAGCAACGGUGGUGUUUUCGGCUCUUUGAUGGGCACUCCGAUCAUCAACUUGCCCCAGACUGCUGUUCUUGGACUCCACGCAAUCAAGGACCGGCCAGCAGUCGUGAACGGUAAAGUGGAAAUUCGUCCAAUGAUGUACCUUGCCCUGACCUAUGAUCAUCGACUUUUGGAUGGGCGGGAGGCGGUCACUUUCCUUAUCAAGGUCAAGGAAUACAUUGAAGAUCCUCGUCGGAUGUUGCUCGGCUAG
Aspergillus viridinutans is the source of this 1185-nucleotide messenger RNA. RefSeq names its product putative dihydrolipoamide succinyltransferase. Gene Ontology annotation, molecular function: dihydrolipoyllysine-residue succinyltransferase activity. The record is from RefSeq and is a predicted model, not a curated record. Gene Ontology annotation, biological process: tricarboxylic acid cycle. Lineage: Eukaryota; Fungi; Ascomycota; Eurotiomycetes; Eurotiales; Aspergillaceae. Gene Ontology annotation, cellular component: oxoglutarate dehydrogenase complex. The transcript is spliced from 9 exons. Bases 1 to 1185 code for a protein of 394 amino acids.